CUGACCGUGAGUGUUUCUUGUCAGUAAAUACCGAUGGCGGCCACGGAUCCUCGGUCCUCGACUGACGGCGGACCGGCCAGCAGAGAGGGAGUCCCAGCCGGAGAGAGCAGCAGCGACCGAGGCGGUGCGGGUGGAAGUAGUGGAGAAGGGGAGCGCGAGCGAGACAGGGCCACAUUUGAAUGUAACAUUUGUUUGGACACUGCCAGAGAUGCGGUUAUCAGUUUAUGUGGACACCUAUUCUGCUGGCCGUGUCUCCAUCAGUGGCUGGAGACCAGGCCCAGCAGACAGCAGUGUCCUGUAUGUAAAGCAGGAAUCAGCAGAGAUAAAGUGAUCCCUUUGUAUGGCCGUGGCAGCUCAAGCCAGGAGGAUCCCAGAUUGAAAACUCCACCUCGACCUCAGGGACAGAGACCAGAACCAGAGAGCAGAGGAACAUUUCAGGGAUUUGGUGAUGCUGGUUUCCACAUGUCCUUUGGCAUCGGUGCCUUCCCAUUUGGCUUCUUCACCACAGUCUUCAAUACUAAUGACCCCUUUCACAGAGCAGAUCCCCAAGCCAACGGUAACCCUAACAACGGUAACCCUAACAACUGGCAGGACUCUCUCUUCCUGUUUCUGGCCAUCUUUUUCUUCUUCUGGAUCUUAAGUGUGUGAGAGAGAGGAGGA
Molecule: messenger RNA, 660 nt
Organism: Chanos chanos (milkfish)
Lineage: Eukaryota; Metazoa; Chordata; Actinopteri; Gonorynchiformes; Chanidae
Gene: rnf5
Product: ring finger protein 5
Exons: 6
Coding region: 34-648 (204 amino acids)
Biological process (GO): ubiquitin-dependent protein catabolic process
Cellular component (GO): endoplasmic reticulum
Molecular function (GO): ubiquitin protein ligase activity; metal ion binding
Source: RefSeq, a predicted model, not a curated record